UGGGUGAUGGCGUCACGAAAAUUCGAUGUUCUUUUAUCUUCCUAAAAAUCACUCGUUUACGCUCAUACGCCCACCCCGUUCAAAAGAUAAUGCUCAGGGGAUGUUGAUUGUGGUGGGCCACUCUAGUCGCUCUUUUUGAUACUUGAACAUCAUUUCAAAGGGUCUUAGGCAUUUCAGUUCAGACUUUAAUACAGCACAGACCCUAGUGAUCGGACGGGGGUGUGAUUCGAUUCCAUAGUGUGACGUUCGGGCAGCACCACCACAAUCGAAACCACCCCUCGCACAUCAUACGGGCACUCGGAGGGGACUGCCUGUGUACUCGUGAAGCCAAAGCCAGGGCGACGGCGGGGCUGGAGCGAAGUGUUCGCUGUCUGCCAGCACGCGUGCCUCGGGGUGCACAGUAAGGAAGUGCACGACGGGCCCCUCCCCUCCCGCCUGCGGUCAUGCAUAAGCCAGGUCAUGUUUGAAGAGACGGCCUGCAUGGUUGAUGAGUGCAUAGGCCGGACACGCACGGAGAGGAGCGCCAGAGGAUGGCGGGACCGUAGCCUCCCCGGGCGGGGCGUGCCGAAGGGGUUGCCGAUCUGCCGGGGGACUCGCCCGCCGCGCGCUCCACCCUGCGCUCCACCCCCACCCCGCGAGGAUGCAGCGCCCCCUGCUGGAGCUCUUACGCGAAUGGCGUUUGGAGGUCGGCGUCGACGCGCGGGUAGCGUCCCGGCGCCACAGGAUCGCAGUCUCUUUGCGAGGGACGCCGUUCACGGCGUCGGUGUCGGUGCUUGUGGGCCUUCUCGCGCUGCUGGACGUGCUGGGCGCUUCGGGCGGGGGCCUGCAGAUGAACGCCCUGCGCGUGCUCCUCGCGCUGUGCUCUUGCCUGCCGGCGCAGGUCUUCUUCAUGCGGAGGAUGCCACAGGCUCGCCGCGUCCUGGACCACAUGAUCGGCGCGGCCACCGUCCUGGAGACGGUCGCGACCCCCGCCGACCAGGCCGAGAUGUCGCGGACGGCGUCCCGGGGGCGGCUGGUGGCGCGCGCCUGCGCGGCCUACGUGCUGCUCGGCACGGUGACCAUCCUGUGCGUGCUGCUGCCCGACGACGGCGGGUCGAGCGUCGUGGAGCGCCUGGACGGCCCCCUGCGCCACGCCGUCCUGGCGUGCGUCAAGCUGGCCGUGGCCGCGGCGUGCACGAGCUGCCUCGUGGCCUACUACACGUGCUACGCGCUGCUGUUCGUCCUGUACUCGGGCGUCGCCUCGCUGCUGGGCGCCGUCGAGGGAUGCGCGCAGCAGGCGGCCGGCACGAGGACGCUGCGCCGCAUCGUGUGGGCGCACGGGCAGGCGGUGAUGGGGGCGUCGCAGGUCGACGCCAUGUUCCGCGACCUCCACCCCUUCUACCUGUUCGCCAUCCUGACGCUGCCGCUGCUGGACACCGCGCAGUUCGUGUCCAAGCGCAAGGCCGACCUCAUGACCCCCGCCACCAUCCCCGCCAUCCUCGGUGUGUUCCUGCCCAUCUGCCUGGGCGGGCAGCGCGUGCGGGGAAGUACCUUCGGGCCCUCAGGGGACGGCCACCUCCAGACUGCAGUUCUGUACUUCCAGACACGCCAGGCGUGGGAGGUCAUCUCGUUCCAGUGCUCCGAACCAGACAUGGCGUCGUUCAUACGGGAAGCCUCGGCCGGAUCAGUCGCGGUACAGUUCCGACCGGUCCACACCGCCGCGCUUCUCCGCUUCCAGGAGAUCCACUUCAAUCGCAUCGGGGUCUUCAUUGACGUGGCGUGCCCGGGGGUCCUGCAGGAUCUGAGCACACACCCGCCGACUUUCUUCAACUCGUCGUUCGUUGUCUUCCUGUGGGACCCGCGGCGCAAGCCGGCCGAGGCCACGGACCUCUUCUACGUGGUCGGGUCCUUCAACCUGUCCGUGGACUCGCAGCUGGCCAUCGCCGCGCCGUACCUGCCCGUCGCCCUGGACGUGUACAAGGUGUACUACGACAUGCCUCUCGUGGUUGAGCCGCUCCGCCUCUUCCCGUCCAAGAGGAAGGACUUCACGGGGUUGACGGUGCGAGCCGUCGGGGAGGCCAUCCGCGGCACCCAGUUGGGCUGGAACCAGUUCCCGCUGUACCUGGAGGGCUUCAUCCGGGACGAGGACCCCGCCGACAUUUUCAAGCAGGGCCCUCGGCUGUUUGAUCUAAUGCGGGAACUAUACAACUUUACUUUUGCGAUGCGCACGGUGGACAGCGGUGGCGGCCAGGCCAUGUCGAACGGUAGCUGCUCGGGCAUACCCGGCCUCCUGCAGAGUGGCGAGUUUGACUUUGGCCUGCAGAUCUGGAUGGAUGAGAGUCGCCUGAAGUGUGUCCAGUUCAUCUCUUACAACCUCGUCACCUUUGACACGGCCCUGGUCUACCGCAUGCCCACCCGCUCCUCCUCGGCCAUCAACAGCAUGGUGACGCCCUUCUCCAGCGGCUCGUGGGCCGGCGUGUUCGUCAUGUUCGGCAUGAUGUCGCUGCUGCUGCUCAUCGCGGACGAGUUCCACCUGGAGGAGGCCUUCGGCAACCUGGGGCCGUGGAGCGCCGCGCUCAUCUUUGGCACGGCCGGCAUCUCCUGGGGAAGCGUCCACUACGGCAUCAACUCGACGCACCUCAUCUCGGUGGAGCUGGGCACGGUGGUGGGCGGGCUCACCUACACGGUCGUUUUCACCUACUACCAGUCCUCGGUCGUAUUCGGCCUGCUCGCCAAGGAUUCGCGGCCGCCGCUCACCCCCCAGGAGGUGCUGGAGGAGGGUUACCGGGUCGUGUCCGACGACUUCGCCUACUUCAAGGACUUGUUUGAGACGUCGGAGAACCCGGACGUCCAGGAUAUCCGACGACGGCACUUGUCCUCCGAGACCUCGUCCGGGUUCGUGAGCCUGGGCACGGGCGCGCACAUGCUGAAGAACGACAAAGUGGCCCUGGUCGGGGACAGCACGGCGGUCGCCAAGCAGCUCAACCCCAUCAUGACCAGCCAGCAGUUGUGCUCCGUGCGCUACUCGCGCAUCGAGGCGGACCGCAGUCUGCUGUACUCGGCGGCGCGCAAGCACUGGCCUCUCGCCGACCACAUCAAAUGCGGGCUGCUCAUGGCGCUGGAGCGCGGGCUGAGCCGGCGCAUCGUGCGGCCCUUCCGCAUGCCCUGCUCGACGGACGACUCGACGGCCACGCAGACCACCAUCUCGGCGCUGACGGUGACGGCCGCCACGACGGCGUACCUCGUCCUCGCCACCGGCUACGUGGUCUGCGGCACGCUCUGCGCCCUGGAGACGGUCGGCCCCGCCAUGGAGAGGACGGUGGACCGCUUCCUGGAGACGCGCCGGCUGAGCGUCCUGUUCGCGCGCCGGCGCACCCGCCGCUGGAGCCGCCUAUCCGAAGGGCCGCCGCCGCCCGCCUAUGGGCGCCGCCGCACCCGCAACUGGAGCCGCGUCUCCGUCGUGACCGCCGCACCCUCACCCUCCGCGCCGCCGCGCACCCGCACCGCCAGCGCCGAGGCCCUCGCCGCCGUCCAGUUCUUUCACUGAGAGACCGCCUGUAUGCCGACCCUCAAUAAACGCCAGCUCCGCGAGACGCACUUAGAAAAGCGAUUUGUCCAAAUGACAAAAA
Molecule: messenger RNA, 3608 nt
Organism: Frankliniella occidentalis (western flower thrips)
Lineage: Eukaryota; Metazoa; Arthropoda; Insecta; Thysanoptera; Thripidae
Exons: 13
Coding region: 641-3526 (961 amino acids)
Source: RefSeq, a predicted model, not a curated record